This is a messenger RNA of Mercenaria mercenaria, 2095 nucleotides long. RefSeq names its product origin recognition complex subunit 5-like. Gene Ontology annotation, cellular component: nuclear origin of replication recognition complex; nucleus. The record is from RefSeq and is a predicted model, not a curated record. The coding region runs from base 335 to 1645 and encodes 436 amino acids. NCBI's taxonomy places the organism in Eukaryota, Metazoa, Mollusca, Bivalvia, Venerida, Veneridae. Gene Ontology annotation, molecular function: DNA replication origin binding. The transcript has 13 exons. Gene Ontology annotation, biological process: DNA replication initiation; DNA replication.
UAAAAAUAGCAAAAGGUGGUUUAUAUAUAGCAGUGGAUUUUCCAUGUACAGUGUGCUAGACCGUAAAAAGGCGGGAACUAGCUGUCUGUUUCAGAGGUGGUAGGAAUCUUGAAAGUGUGCAGCACCUUUGAGUAACAGAGAUACAUGUUACAGUGCCUAGAUACCUUGGAGUAACAGAGAUACAUGCUACAGGGCCUAGAUACCUUGGAGUAACAGAGAUACAGAUUACAGGGCCAAGAUACCUUGGAGUAACAGAGAUACAGAUUACAGGGCCUAGAUACCUUGGAGUAACAGAGGUACAGAUUACAGGGCCUAGGUACCUUGGAGUAACAGUAUGGAUAUCACAGCUAUACCAUGUAGGCAGAAACAAGUUGCAGUGCUCAAGGAUCUGUUUGGAAAGCCUCAUCAGCACACAGUGCCAUCCUUGUUCAUAUAUGGUCAUACAUCAACAGGGAAAACACUUGUUGUUAAUACACUUUUGAGGACAUUAAAGCUACCCCAUGCUGUGGUGAACUGUGUAGAAUGCUACAACCAGCGUUUCCUGUUUGAGCACAUCUUGAACACAAUCAGUGGCAACUCUGAGACAAUAACAGACACAGACAAUGUCAUCAAAUGUGACAACAUGAAUGAUUUUAUACGUCUUCUUAGACAAAUUGUGGGUGAGCAGGGACUGGAUUCUCAAACUUUGUACAUUGUAUUUGACAAAGCUGAGCGUCUGCGUGAUAUGGAAUCAAAUAUCCUUCCAGCAUUUCUUAGACUGCAAGAACUGAGUGCUUUAAAUGUAUGUGUGUUGUUGGUGUCCGAGAUUGUAUGGGAGAAAUACAGAUUUGGUAGUGGAUUCUGUGAACCAUUAGUUAUACAUUUCCCUGAUUAUAGUAAAGAGGAGCUUGUGCAGAUUAUAUGCCAGGAUUGUCCUCCAGAGUAUCCUGAGGGCUUUUACAACAUGUAUGUGAAUCUUGUGCUUAGUAUAUUCCACUACGCAUGUAGAAAUUUGAAAGAACUUCGACACCUGGUGUCACUGAAUUUCAAGAAGUACAUUCAGCCAGUCAGUACCGGAGAAGCCUCACUGAAUGAUACAAAGAAAUUAUGGAAGAAUAUAGAACCACAUUUGAAAAAAGCAUUGCACACCCUGUACUUGAGAGAAGUAUCGAGUUCUCAGUGGGAGCGCUACCAGUAUGAUCUGGAGACAACAGAUAGUGUUGCCUUACAAGGUUUAUCUCACAGAUCUCAUGUAGAGCUUCCAUUUUAUUCCAAGUAUCUUCUCAUUGCUGCUUACCUAGCUUCAUAUAAUCCUGCGAAGUCAGACAGGAAGUUCUUUGCAAAGCAUUCUGGAAAAGGGAACAAGAAAACACAACAAAUAAAGAAGUCUGAGAGGACUAGCAACCAUAUGCUGGGACCAAAGCCAUUUCCUCUAGAUAGAUUGAUGGCCAUCUUCUACUCUAUAGUGGAUGGAAGAGUCGCUCCAACAGCCAAUAUAUUUAUGCAGAUAACGUCAUUGGUAAGCCUACAUUUCCUGGGUCAUGCUGUCGGAGAAGACCAAAUAGAGCAGCCUAAAUAUAAAUGCCUUGUCUCUCUGGAGUUUAUCAAGGCUGUUGCUAGGACUGUGAAUUUUGAUGUGCUGAGAUAUUUGUAUGAUUUUGUGUAGAAGGAAUAGACAUCCAUAUUACAUUUGUGUUCAGAGUUACAGUACAACAGUCAGCAAACAUUCAGUCAGGAUUAAAACAUGACAUUCAACCCAGAUUAGUGUGGGACAUUUAAUUAAGAUUAUUUAAAACAUUCAGCAAUGAAUAGUGUGUGACAUUCAGGCUAAAUGUAAGACAUUUAGUCAAGGUUACUCUAUGAAAUUCAGCUCAUACUAAAUUAAGACACUUAGGGAGCAGUUCAGUCAAGCUGAUUUAAGACAUUUUGUAGAGAUGGUACCUAAAAAAUUCAAAUUCAUCUUUACAGAUUUUUAUGCUCCCCAAAGAGGGGGGAGCGUUUAGUCGCCAAAAAGCUUGUCUGGAACUAUGAAAGGGAUUGACUUGAUACUUCACAUAUUGAUAGAGGUCAGUGAGAGGAAGUGCAAUGUCAAAGAACUAUAACUCUAGCUCAUCCC